Messenger RNA from Arachis ipaensis, 1246 nucleotides. NCBI's taxonomy places the organism in Eukaryota, Viridiplantae, Streptophyta, Magnoliopsida, Fabales, Fabaceae. The record is from RefSeq and is a predicted model, not a curated record.
UUAGGCACAAAUAUUAUUUGCAGAAAACUAACCAAUGAAUUGUUUAUAUAAUCAACUGCAAAGAGAAAUUAACACUUAACUUUGCAAAUCAUUAAAAUAUACUCUGCCAUAUCUUAUACACUUAUUACUUGAACAACUGAAAUUUGUAUUCUUAACCAAGCAUAUGUUAUUGUGAAUCAUUAAUCAUACAGAAACUGGCUGCCAGUACCAGUGAUGUGGGAGAAUGUUUGCUCCCUGGUGACAACAAUACUGAUUGGUUAAGUUUCAAUGGUGAAGGUCCUUCUGUGAUUUUCGAAGUCCCUAAAGUGAAAGGGCAUAAUUUGAAGGCAGUGACAUUGUGCAUUGUUUAUUCCUCCCCAGAUAUCAUGACAUAUGAAGGCCUAAUUCUUAAAAAUCUGUCGAUCAUUAAUCACACAAAGAUCACUCCUUAUCUAUAUGAGGGAGACACCUUGCUUUCACUUAGAGAUGAAGAUUGGCAGAGUGUUAUAUCAAAUCUUGAAGCUGGUGACAAAGUUCAGGUGGUUGUUGUUUUGGGGGAUGGAAUCAUUGCGAAGAACACUGCAGUUUACCUCAUUCAUGAUGAGUUGAUCGACCAAAACAUUGAUGAAUGCCAAGAAGAUGUCAUUGUGAAUAGCAUGGUUGUUGGUAAGAAAGAAGAUGCUUCUAAUGUUGAUGAUAUGAGAGAUAAGAGUUUCAGUGUCCCUGCUGUUGAUGCUACACCUGCAAUCAGUAAUAAGAUUCCUGUUUCCGGCACAGAUAAAAAAGUAAGUGUCAUGGAUGUAAGUUUGUUACGUUCUAUUUUAUGAUAUAAGCAUAAUUGUUAUCAUUUUGGUUGUUGUAGUUCAAGUUGUUGGACAAAUUGAAUUGCUUCAACUGCAACAGAGCAAAAUUGUAACAAGUUAAGAUCUAAUUUUCAAGGUAUGAUGGCCUUCCUAUGCUGCUUUACUUCCCAGUUAGGCAAGCCCCUAGCCGAGCCUGGGUUCUCCUUGCCUCAUAGCCCUGCUGCGCAUACAGCACGGUUCUUGUAUCAUGGAUUUUCGCUACGAAUCUAACAACAAGUAAAUAAACAAGCUGUAGUUUAAAAUGAGAACGAUAAUGAUGAUUUCAGGUAUCUUAUCACCUUCUCUAUCCAGAUGGAGCUCGUUACUUGUGUCUUGGCCUUCAUGAAUCUAAUUCAGAAAAGACUUAAUGUGGGUUGUGCUUAUUUGACUAUUUGAUGAUCAUACUCUCUGGAAUUUUCGUUUUC